Molecule: messenger RNA, 846 nt
Organism: Amorphotheca resinae ATCC 22711
Lineage: Eukaryota; Fungi; Ascomycota; Leotiomycetes; Helotiales; Amorphothecaceae
Exons: 1
Coding region: 164-796 (210 amino acids)
Source: RefSeq, a predicted model, not a curated record
UUCCAACUCCAACUCCAACUCCUACAUAUAACUUCCAACUUUGCUGACUUCAAAUCUCAUCCUGUAGCAAAGCAUUUCUCAAGCCAUGGAACCCAUCAAAAUCACCAUCGACCUGCGCAAUACUACAAAAUGCGGUCGCGCAGGCUUUCUCUCCACCGCAUCUAUGGGCACGGCCUUCUUCCUCCUCUUCGUCUCUCUCUUCUCUAUUGUGAUCCUUACUAUGAUACUAAGGCAACUCAUUAAGUCCUCAUCGCCACCUUCCACCAACACGCAGACAGACACAACGUCCAAUGAAGCCCUACCACCACCAUACUCACCUCUUCCAUCAGCAGGGGGAGUCCCCGCAUCGUCUUCCCCUCUACCCCGCUCCAGUGCAGCCUUGUUCGUUCUCGGCAGCGCUCUUUUCAGCGGCGAGCUCUUUGCCGUCACCACGCUCGCGUUCUGUAUUCAGAACCUCGAGUACUGUCCUUCGUCUCCCCCAGACGACUCUGCUGGUUUCUUCAACAUUCUGUGCUGGUUCGCUUACUCGCUACUUGUCCUCUUUGCGAGCUCGGGCUUUGUUGUCUGGUGUCUUUUGUUGAGAAACCUCUGGGGUGGAGGUAUGAAGGAGGUCCCGCUCGACUUAGUGGCCAUUGUGGUUGCGACGCCGUUCAUACUGCUGGGUCAGAUGGUAGUGGCGGUUAUAAGGGCAAGUCAAGGGCAAUUCUGUAGCCAAGUUCUUGACGAGGAGGGAUCUGGGGUGGAGGCGCAGGGACUUGUGGAAGCAGUGGAACUGGAAGCUGGGAGCCAAAAGUAAAGUGGUAGGUGGUUAAAGCUUAAGAAUUCAAGCCUCAUUGUCUACAAGGC